Silurus meridionalis is the source of this 3720-nucleotide messenger RNA. RefSeq names its product insulin-like growth factor-binding protein 3. Gene Ontology annotation, biological process: regulation of insulin-like growth factor receptor signaling pathway. The transcript has 4 exons. Gene Ontology annotation, cellular component: extracellular region. Gene Ontology annotation, molecular function: insulin-like growth factor II binding; fibronectin binding; insulin-like growth factor I binding. The record is from RefSeq and is a predicted model, not a curated record. Lineage: Eukaryota; Metazoa; Chordata; Actinopteri; Siluriformes; Siluridae. Bases 69 to 926 code for a protein of 285 amino acids.
UUUUUUUUUUCCCCCCACUCACCCCCUCCCCACUACCACCGCCACCGCCACCAUCCGUCUCCGUGAGCAUGGUGGCCGCGCUCCGCUCGCUGCUCGUGUCCGUGAGCCUGGCCGCGGUGGCGCGCCUGGGCUCGGCCGUGGGCGCGGUGAUCCACUGCGAGCCCUGCGACGCCGGCGCGCGGACGCUGUGCGACCCCGUGCCCGAGGACUGCACGGAGCGGGUGCGCGAGCCGGGCUGCGGCUGCUGCGUGACGUGCGCGCUGUCCGAGGGCCGCGCGUGCGGCGUCUAUACGCGGCGCUGCGGCGCGGGGUUGGUCUGCAGACACCGGGCGGGCGAGCCGAGGCCCCUGCACGCCCUGCUGGAGGGCCGCGGGGUGUGCGUGAACCAGACCGCACCUCCACCGGUCAGCGCGCGACCAGUGGUGAGUGCCAGGGUGCCUGAGGACUAUUCCAGCAGCAACUCGACGAGUCCACCGGCACCAGCUGGACAUGCGCAGUCAACGGAUGUCUUCCCUUCCAAUGGUCGGCGUCCCCCGGCCUACCGGCUUCACCCUAAAGCUGAGGACAUCCGGCGUGAACAAGAGCGGAAGAGCCACAGCUUUAAAAUCGGUGAUCCUCUGGUGCUGGCUCCUUCCAACCAUGAGAAUAUCGCAUUCGAGUCCAAGCAGGAGCCAGAGUAUGGUCCGUGUCGAAGGGAAAUGGAAGGCAUUCUGGACAUGCUGAAGAUCUCCGACAUGGUGAACACCAAAGGUUUUCGCAUCCCGAACUGUGACAAGAAAGGCUUCUACAGGAAAAAGCAGUGCUGGCCGUCGAAGGGGCGGAAACGGGGCAUCUGCUGGUGCGUGGACAAAUACGGCCAGGCCUUACCGGGCUACGAAGGCAAGGAGAAAGGAAGCAUGCACUGUUACACCAUGGAGAGCCACUAGGGGGGAAAAAAGCGAGCGGACGGGCGAUGGAGAAAAGAGACAUUGGAAAGAGAAAGAUGGCCUGCGGAAUCUCCAUGCGCCAACCCUCCGUGUAGCGUUUGACGGCGGCUUCGAAAUUCUGGGCUUUCCCGAGCUUCGACGAGCUCGAAUUUAAUUCUUUUAGCAGCAGUGGAACCCUAGACGCUUGCAGGAGAGAAAGAAACGGAUGAAGGAAUAUACUGAAGGGACGUCUCAGGAGGCAAUAGGGCUGGACGCAAUUAAGGCAAGGAGGACAAUAAAAUAAGGAAACAGAAGAAGGCACUAAUGCUACAGAGCACUUCCUAUGUGUGUGUGUGUGUGUGUGUGUGUGUGUGUGUGUGUGUGUGUGUGUGUGUGUGUGUGUGUGUGUGUGUGUGUGUGUGUGUGGGGCGCUUAUUUUAACAACUCGACUAUGCGCCUCGUGUGUUAGUGAAUAUCAGUGGUGCACUUUCACAGUGACUUUAAUACGCAUUCCUGUCGCAUACAAAUUGGGAAUUAUUGAUUAUCGAUAGGAUUCCGGAUCAGGAGCACGAGUACAAAAACCGUACAAACUCACGGUAUCAGGACUGAUCGUAAAAUCCUUCUUUACCGAUUCUUUAUUUCCUCCACAUUAUCCGCAAAAUUACAUUUCAACCUAGCAAAUUUAUUUAUUUUUUCUCUGGUGUUGAACGACAGGCAGACGUUUUUUCCAUUGUCUGAAACCGAAACCUUUUCCAGAAGACGUCCUCGGUCCACUAAUGAGCCAAAAAACGAGAUGGCGGUGAUUUGGUUUAUCGCUUUAUAUUUUCAGGAUGUAAUUGUGGAGUUCACUUUUACUUUUUCACCACAACGUUGUCAAAUCCGUUUAUUUCACAAUUCCAAAUACAAAAGAAAACUCAGUCUGACAUCAAGCGUUCAAGUGUGUAAAAAUCCGAAAUCAAAAUCAUGAACAAUUGUGAAAUCUUCGACUGGAGGAAAAAAUAAUAAUAUUUCUAACACAAAAUAGUCGAAUCAUCAAAUUGGAUACAAAAAUCUUCUACAAUGAAUGAAAACCUAAAAGACCUCCACAAAAUUCCCCAUUUUUGUAGAUUUACAUAAACAUAAACGUUACUCCAAAAUGGAGUACGACUCUGAAACUAGCAUUAGUAGCAUAAAAUUACUAGCUAAAUGAUCUAAUUGAUGCUAAAAUGUCUAGACUUGAGCACGUAUAUAGAAUUUUAAAUCCCAAACUAGAGAAAAUUCAUCAAAAUAUCCAAGUUGUGCAACAAAAAAAUCCCAAUCGGAAGAACGAGUCUUUAAUAUGACACGGAAGUUUAUUUUCCACUUGACUAUACUUGUAUAAGACUUACAUUAAAUUACACUCUAUUUUCAUAAACUCUAAAAUAGAGUACAGCACGACUCUAAAACUAGCAUUACUAGCAUAAAAUUACUAGCAUAAGUUAUCCAAUUGAUGCUAAAAUGUCUAGACUUCACGCUAAUAGAAUUUUAAAUCCUAAACAAAAGAAAAUUCACCCAAAGAAUCCAAAUCGGAUUCAAAGUUUUGAUUUUACACGUGGCCCGACACUCACUCAACUGGUGUGAACUUCUCUAAAAUGCUAACGUAGCUAAUCCGGAGCUUUACCUUGUACCAGUUCACGCUUUCCAGUUUGGAGCUGAUGAUGGGGGUUUGUACGGUUUUUGCAGGUCGCUAUAAAUUUCCAGGUCCAGAACGCUCUUAUUGGCUUUCCCCCUUAGCACUUUUUGCAAAAUCGUUCCAUUACUUCAUCAUGAAAGGUGUUCCAGAAGGUUCUUCAUGUUCUCAUUGGGUCAUGUUUUUUUUUUUUGAUAACCAUUUUGUGUCACAUCAAAUCCAGGUCCAGUGGUUACUUUAUAAUAUAUAAUUAACCAUUCUAGGUCAGAGUUCAGCUACGUACAUACGCUAUAUGGACAAAAAGUAUUUGGACACCUGACCUUUCCAGCUAUUUGUGUUUUUUUUUUUUUUCGACUAGGAGACCCAGCUCCAUAAAGAUCUGCUUUUCACGAUCUCCUGCUCUAAAUCUCUAACCCUGUUGGGAUAAAUGUGAACGCUGACUGCACCCCAGGCCUCCUCACCUACAUCAGUACUUGACCUUGUCCCUGAAUGAGCACAAAGUGUAGUGGAACAUCUUCCCAGAAGAAUGGAACUUAUUAUAACAGUAAAUGGAGACUAAACAUGGAAAGCGAUGUUCAAAAACAAAAAGCACAAUCUUAUGCUCAGGUGUCCACAAACAUUUGUCCGUAUAUUGUGUCAUGCUAGGAAUGUAGCUAGCACGCUAGCAAGCCAAUGUGAAUCUGUGUAUAUAUAUAUAUAUAUAUAUAUAUGAAAGAUUGGCGAGGCAAUCGCUUCAGCGCUCUUCUCUUUCUUCUCCGCUAAAGUUUCCUUUUUCAUUUCAGGUAUCUUGUGACUAAAGGCAAACUUUGCUGCGAAUCCGGAACCCCGUUACUACCACGUUAAGCACAUACCCAAUGCUUCUAGUGAUAUUCAAAAGCUUCUAGUACAGUACAGCGUAGCUCACAGUAUGGCUUGAUUUUUACGUGUUUUUAUUUUUAUUUUUUAUACUGGCUACUUUUGGACUGAAUCCCCAUUCUAAUAAGCUAUAAAAAAAAAAAAAGCAAAUAAGCAAACGUUCAACUUGGGGACAUUACAGCACAUCGUGUGUAAAUCCUAUUUCCACAUGUAUUAUUAUUUUUUUUAAUCCCCAGUGCCUUAAAACCGGGAGAUAAUAUCUGUGUAUAUUUUUACUCUCAAUAAUUAAAGAUCUAAUUUAAGGGAUGAACA